AUGGCAUUUUUGCUUCAGGAGCCAACAGUGUUUUGGCGCAGUUUAAAAACUGUGGGUAAAGAAAUGAAAAGUGUGAGUGCAAAUGCGAGAUUUCAUCCUUCAGUUCAGAACAUCAUCUCUUCGGAAGGAACUGAAAUUACGAUCAAAAUCUCCAUUCCACCGGAAAAAGCUGGCCUCGUUAUUGGGAAGAAGGGCAGGACAAUUAAGCUGCUCCAGAAACAAAGUGGCUGCUCUAUGUCAAUGAUACAAGAAUCAAAAGAAGCUACAACAGUGCCGAAAAUUCUGAGCAUUACUGGUGCUCUUAAAAAGAUUGAGAUGGCAAGGCAAUUAGUAAGAGAUUUAUUAUCUUGCGAAGAUCAUAGGGUGAUACCUCGUCAAUACUCAAGCGAAUCUGAAACUAAGCAGCUAAUGAUGCAACGUUUGAGUGUUGGCGUGGUAAAAAAAGGUAGCGAACGAACAGAACAGGUGUCCCUGGAAACAGGCAUUAAGGUUCAUCUGAAAGCAGAUGGUGAUCCAGCAUCAUCUACGACAUGUGCAGUCGUUAUAGGAUCUCGUGACCGGAUGUUCACAGUCACUGGAAACAUUCGUGAACUGGUUUUCUAUAUGUAUGUUCCGUCAGACAAGGCGGGUCUCAUAAUAGGUAAAAAAGGAAGGACUAUUAAGCAGAUUAACGAUGAAACUGGCGCAUACUGUGAGGUCUGUCGUGACCCUAAUCCAAAUAAGAAGCAGACGGUGUUCAUCAUCCGCGGCACUGCGUUCCAAAUUCAUCGUGCUCAACACGUUAUGCGCAUCAAGAUCGGUAACCUUCCUCCAAAUACUCCUUUCUCUCCGUUUACUGGCGAGUGUGCACCAAACGCCCCUAAUUUUAAUACACCACAAUACAACGAGCUGUGUGGUGCUAGUCUAUGGAACAACGCAUACGCACAACAAGCCGAUAAUGGUGUCGAGCGGACCAACCAUACAGGACAAUUUUAUGCUGGCCCUACAUCUAAUACUCAAACUACCUACUGUGUUGUGCACCCCACAGCUAAUGCUCAGAAUACCUACGGUGCUGUACACCCCACAGCUAAUGCCCAAGAUACCUACGGUGCUGUACACCCCACAGCUAAUGCCCAAGAUACCUACGGUGCUGUACACCCCACAGCUAAUGCCCAAGAUACCUACGGUGCUGUGCACCCCGCGGCCGAUGCUCAAAAUAUCUACGGUGCUGUACACCCUACAGCUAAUGCUCAAGAUACCUACGGUGCUGUGCACUCCGCAGCUGGUGCUCAAAACAUCUACGGUGCUGUACACCCCACAGCUAAUCCUCAAGAUACCUACGGUGCUGUGCACCCCGCAGCCGAUGCUCAAAAUGUCUACGGUGCUGUACACCCUACAGCUAAUGCUCAAGAUGCCUACGGUGCUGUGCACUCCGCAGCUGGUGCUCAAAACAUCUACGGUGCUGUACACCCCACAGCUAAUCCUCAAGAUACCUACGGUGCUGUGCACCCCGCAGCCGAUGCUCAAAAUGUCUACGGUGCUCUGCACCCUACAGCUAAUACCCAAGAUACUUACGGUGCUGUGCACUCCGCAGCUGAUGCUCAAAACAGCAACGGUGCUGUACACCCCACAGCUAAUCCUCAAGAUACCUACGGUGCUGUGCACCCCGCAGCCGAUGCUCAAAAUGUCUACGGUGCUCUGCACCCUACAGCUAAUACCCAAGAUACUUACGGUGCUGUGCACUCCGCAGCUGAUGCUCAAAACAGCAACGGUGCUGUACAUCCCACAGCUAAUGCUCAAGAUACCUACGGUGCUGUGCACUCCACAGCCGGUGCUCAAAACAUCUACGGUGCUGUGCACCCCGCAGCCGAUGCUCAAAAUGUCUACGGUGCUGUACACCCUGCAGCUAAUGCUCAAGAUACCUACGGUGCUGUGCACUCCGCAACUGAUGCUCAGAAUAUCUAUGGUGCUGUGCACCCCACAGCUAAUCCUCAAAAUACCUACGCUGCUGUGCACCCCACAGUUGAUGCUCAAAAUAUCUACGGUACUGCACACCCCACAGCUAAUGCUCUGAAUACGUACUGUGCUGUGCACCUAACAGCUGAUGCUCAAAAUACACAUGAUGCUGUGCAAAGUUUCUCAAACCCGCAGACGGACUCAGCAGCUUCUUCCGUUCAAUGGGUGGACUAUUACAAGUCUAUGGGACUUUAUGACCACGCGACGUUUGUCGAAGCUCAGAUGAAACAGGAUGCUGCAUUUGGUGCUGCAGCAGCUGGAUUCGAGAAUCCGCUGUCUUCAGGUGCUGCAUUAGCGUCGACGCUGUCGAAUGCAAACAACCUAACGUCUGUUGGAAGUGUGGGACAGUAUCGUUCCUAUUUUAGUCCACAAGCACAAGUUGUUAAUGUUGCAAGACAACUUCAUUCACGGCAACAGCAGCAGUUUUGA
This is a messenger RNA of Angiostrongylus costaricensis, 2424 nucleotides long. Lineage: Eukaryota; Metazoa; Nematoda; Chromadorea; Rhabditida; Metastrongylidae. The record is from the annotation of a GenBank genome assembly.